AUGGGAUUUUUCAUGUCGACGAAGAUCGGAGGGAUUUUUGCGUUUGCUCUGGGUAAGACAUCUCGAGCUCCUCCGUGGGUUUUAUUUAUUAGGCUGCGAGCCACUUUGGAUGCUUUGGCGGGGAAAGCUGUCGUAUAGCUACAUUUUGAUAUCCCUGUCUGACAUGUCAGUGUGUAGAGUUUUAUCUUUAUCUCCAUCGGUGAUGCAUGAUGGUUAUAAGAGGUGCCUGACGUGGCCAACUGCUUGUAGUACACCCAUGCACGAUACAUACAGGGUCUCCAUACUUAGGUGAUAGUACAACAGCUACUGUAGUUGACAAUAUAAAACUACAGCCAUAAACUGUUUUGUUUUCAUCUUAAUGUCUCUUUUGCCAUCAUCUCGAGAUGUAACCACCCCUAAUGAGUUUCCCUGUCACAGUAUGUUUUAUCAUCUGCAUGUUUUGUCAUUAAAUUAUAAGUGGCUCUAACCAGAGCGAUGCACCCCAUGUGGAAGAAUUGUAUUGGCUGCAGCAGCCGGGACUAUUCCCCGUGGAAACAUCUGCUCCACAUCCCACCACUGCUGAUGCCUCUGAGAAAGUCCAAUUCGCAUUUUAAGCCACAGAUCACCAUAAAUCCUCGUGAAAUUAUACAGCAAUUGCAUGUUUUAUGAAGCAGUGCCACCAAACAAGAAGUCAUAUUGAGGAUUUAUAAUACAAAUCUGGCAUGACCCUUGUGCUGUUUAAUACAUUAGGAAUAAACUUGCUUCAUCUUGCAAAUAAAAAGUGUACAUUAUAUAUACUUUCAGGUCAAUCCUAAACCAUAUGUACGUGUGUGUUUUGCAGUAUUCCUUUCUCUAAGUGUAUUAGGAGACCCUGUAGAUGUGAAGUGUGAGAACAUUUACAAGGACUUCUCCGACUGUGUCCUGGAGCUGGGAGAGAGCAUGGACAACUAUCAAGAGAACGUGACGAGUGAGAGGGGAGUGGCAGCUGUGUGCAGGUGAAAAAAAAACCCAAUGUGUGUGCCUAUGUCUGAAUGUGUAUGCGUGCAGCAUCCAUUUGCGUACACAGGAUAUCCCAAGUGGAGUCUGUACACUUGUAUUUGGAUCAAACAAACCUUGCUGAUCUUACCCAGAGAGGAUGAGAAUAGAGCUGAGAGACACACUGGCCGUGAUGUGGUGGGAUAAAAAAAAGUCAAAAUUAAACCCACUGAUCUUCAACAUUGUGCACAUAAUUGUUCUUUAAUUUAAUGUGUACCAAACAGUGCAUGAUUGAGUCAAAUAAUGUAGGCAGAUACAGCAUAAAAAAUUCAUCUCUUGACAAAAUACUUGGGAGAAUAAAGAGCAGAUGCCAUCAUCUCUGAGGGAGAACAGAGAAAUGAAUAGUGUGGAGACACUGAGCCACUGUACUAAAUAAUUUAUGACUUUGCUGCAGCAGUAAUGAAAUUCCAGGGACGUUUUUUGUCAUUGUUAUUGCAUGCAUCCCUACAAGCCCAGCCUGGUAUAUUAAAGACAAAGAUUUACACAUUCUGUUAGAAAAUUGCACUCUUGCAAUAUCAUCUGCGAUAUUGUUUCACUAUCCAUUGCAGUUGCCAUGGUAAUCAAAGCUCAGUUUGACUUUCCUGGAGCCAUCUGAGUGAUAGAUCAUUGGCAGCUGAAUUAAUCCAUGUCAUCUAGUGCAGGACUGACUGGCUGAACUUUUAGAGUGUAGUGGCAGAUGCAGCAUUGAUCCCAUGAUCCUCUGUUUGUCACAGCCACUGGGAAGCUUUCCACACAUGUGCCCUCACAGCGCUGUCCGAUUGUCAGCAAGAAGUCAGCUCCAUCUGGGAGACACUGAGGCAGGACUCCAGGAAGAUGCGCUUCCAGGGGAGCCUGUUCGACCUGUGCAGCCCCAGUUCCUCUCCCAGCAUACAGUCUCCCCUCUACACCCUUAUCCUGCCCCUGACAGGCAUGCUGAUCAUGACUGGAUCCUAUAAAUAG
Xyrichtys novacula (pearly razorfish) is the source of this 1953-nucleotide messenger RNA. Lineage: Eukaryota; Metazoa; Chordata; Actinopteri; Labriformes; Labridae. The record is from the annotation of a GenBank genome assembly.